Cutaneotrichosporon cavernicola is the source of this 711-nucleotide messenger RNA. RefSeq lists its product as uncharacterized. The coding region runs from base 1 to 711 and encodes 236 amino acids. Lineage: Eukaryota; Fungi; Basidiomycota; Tremellomycetes; Trichosporonales; Trichosporonaceae. The transcript is spliced from 3 exons. The record is from RefSeq and is a predicted model, not a curated record.
AUGACCAUGCUCUUCUUCCGCCCCACAGCGCGGCUGGCCGCUACCCUACCGCAUGUCCAGCGGCUGGUGCGCUUUAGCUCGACGUCGCUGGCAGCCGGAACCACGCGCGACCCAGCCCACCCGCACCUGUACUACCACGCCUCACCCCCUCCUCCUGCGGCUCCCCAGUCCCUCAUCCUGACAUUCACGCCCGGCAGACCGACCGAGUUCCUCUCCUUCCUUCCCCUUGGUACUGCGCCUGUUCUUCCUACGGGCGGACCGGACCUCACAGCGUUCCAGGAACACCCGUACUUCCGGAACGUGUUCAACGCUGCGAUCCGCGACGCCCUCGACAAGGGCGGCAACAAGGGGCUCGAGUACGAGGCCGCGCGGCGGGGUUGCGACGGCUAUAUUACGAUCAAGGACGAACGGGCGGUCCCCGACCACGACCGCACCGGAGCGCCUGAGGACAUUAUCGGCUCCGUCUUCGUACAGGACGGCAAGAUCGUGUCGAGCACGUACGAGCCCCUUCCCACCUAUCGUCUGGUCACUACCGACGGUGUCUGCCGCCUUCCUGAUGGUCUGGACGCGCAUCUCAUGAGUAUGCUGGACGCUAUUGCGGCCCAGGAGGCGGAGAAUGCGCGGCUCGAUGCUGAAGAGGCUGAGGCGGAAGAGGCGGCUUUGCAAGUUGAGCGGCAGCGGAUUGCCGAGGAGGAGGCUAAGAGGGGAUAG